Messenger RNA from Lutzomyia longipalpis, 700 nucleotides. Its product is annotated as nucleoside diphosphate kinase 6-like. The coding region runs from base 101 to 634 and encodes 177 amino acids. Gene Ontology annotation, biological process: UTP biosynthetic process; CTP biosynthetic process; GTP biosynthetic process. The record is from RefSeq and is a predicted model, not a curated record. NCBI's taxonomy places the organism in Eukaryota, Metazoa, Arthropoda, Insecta, Diptera, Psychodidae. Gene Ontology annotation, molecular function: nucleoside diphosphate kinase activity. The transcript is spliced from 2 exons.
CAUAACCUCAAAAUAAGUUAAAGUUCAAGUGUGCGGGUAAUCGUAUUUCAACUGUGAUCUCUGUGAUUCCUCAAAAAACCUAUAAGAAAAUGCCCCCAAGAUGGUUAGAGAGAAGUCUCUCGAAUUAACUUUAGUCAUAAUAAAACCACACGUUAUUAAAAACAAAUGCGCCCUGGUGCGAAUUCGCGAAGCAAUUAUCGGGAAUGAUUUUCAAAUUGUCCGGAAUGAGAGAAUUGCCCUCAGUCGGGCAUCUGCGGAAAAUUUCUACGCUGAACAUUCCGGGAAGUUCUUCUACCAGCGCCUUGUAACCUUCAUGAGUAGUGGACCAUCAGAUGUGUACAUUCUAACCAGGGAGAAUGCCAUUGCAAAGUGGAGGGAACUUCUGGGUCCCACUAAGGUCUACAAAAGCAUUAUAUCACAUCCUGAGAGUAUAAGGGGACGAUUUGGCAUUUCAGACACAAGGAAUGCAGCUCAUGGAUCAGAUUCAAAAGAGACUGCUGAGAAGGAGAUUAAGUUCUUCUUUUCAGACUUUAACAUUAAGCGGUGGUUCCAGGAGGAAGAGAUGCUGUUCAGGAUGAGGAAGACAGUCUUCAAUGAAGAAAAGUUCCUUCAUGAGAUUCAGGAUAAAACUUAGUUUUUAAUAAAUUGUUAGAGAAUAGAAAAAAAUAAAAUUGUUUUCCGUUAAAACUCCUGAGUAUUA